Messenger RNA from Cutaneotrichosporon cavernicola, 1623 nucleotides. RefSeq lists its product as uncharacterized. Gene Ontology annotation, biological process: proteasome-mediated ubiquitin-dependent protein catabolic process. The transcript is spliced from 6 exons. Bases 1 to 1623 code for a protein of 540 amino acids. The record is from RefSeq and is a predicted model, not a curated record. Gene Ontology annotation, molecular function: protein binding; ubiquitin protein ligase activity. Gene Ontology annotation, cellular component: GID complex; cytoplasm; nucleus. NCBI's taxonomy places the organism in Eukaryota, Fungi, Basidiomycota, Tremellomycetes, Trichosporonales, Trichosporonaceae.
AUGGCCCCACCUACAGGCAUCCACGGCCCGCUACUGCUCGAGGAGCCCCUCGUGCGCACCCCAUACGAGCUACUCCGUCGUAGUCAUCGCAGUGCCCAGAGGCAGGUCGAGAAGGAGUUUACUAUCGUGCAGACCCAACUUUCCAAUCUUCUCAAGAACCUCACCCACACCGAUGCAGACCAGGAUGUGGUCCUAACCCGCCUCGACACAUGCAGCGAGCGCUUCCGCGGCCUCAAGCGCAAGCUCGAUGAUCUGCAACCAGCGCCUGACGCACCGGGUGCCGCAAUGCUCCGCGAGCGCCUCCGACACAUUGACGGGGUACUCUUGGCAUCAGUGCACGCACGCGCCAAGGAGAAGGAAGCAGAGUGGACAAGGGAUCUCGCGCUGUUGAGUGGCAAGACUGACAAGGACGAGAAUGACAAGGAUGACAAGGACGACAAGGCAGAGGAGGACGAAGCCAUGGAAAUGGAAGACGACGCUGGUGACGCGGAAGAGCGCGAGUUGGCAAAGGCAAAAGCGAGAGCAAAGGCGGUCGUGGCCGAGCACUUUGAGAAGAAGUCAACUAGCUCGGUUGGCGCCGAACUCGACAAGCGUGCACCGGGCGACCGCACCGUCGACAGGUACAUUGUCGAGCAUCUGCUACGAACGGGGCGGAUGAAGACGGCCAAGACUCUCGCCGCGACACAGGGCAUCGAGUCCCUCGUCGACAUCAAGCUGUUUGCCGAGCUUAUCCGUAUCGAGACGGCGCUUCUUGAGAGGCACUCUGUGGCCGAGGCGCUCGCUUGGUGCGGCGAGAACCGCGGGACGCUCAAGAAGCAGGGUUCCGACCUCGAGUUCACGCUGCGCACGCAAGAGUUCAUCGAGCUGUGUCGCCAGCGCGCAACGACGGACGCCAUCGCCUAUGCGCGCAAGAACCUCGCGCCGUGGGCCGCCACACACAUGGCCCAGUUGCAGAGCAGCAUGACGCUGCUCGCGUUCGGCGAGACCACUGGUGUACAGGCGUACCGGAAACUCUACGACGCGUCGCGAUGGAACAAGGUCCGGAAUGAGUUCCGUGACACAUUCCUGGGCAUUUACGCUCUGCCGUCGCAGUCGCUACUAGCUCUCUCGCUCUCGGCAGGCCUCUCCUCCCUUCGCCUGCCAGCGUGCGCACCAUCGUCACCACCGACUACGCCCAAGGAGGAUCGCGCACCAGCCCACGCCCAGCCACACCUCAUCGUUCCCUCAGCCGCUGAGCUUACUGGCGCACCUAUCGAGAGGAUCCGCUCGUUCCUUGAGGAGAGCCGAAGUCGCGCGGCCCAGGUCCCAGUUCCCGAGAUGGACGAGGACGAGCACCCUGUGCCCGCGCACAUGGCCAACGUCGACUGCCCUACGUGUGCCGAGGACAUGCGGGUCCUAGCCAAGGAGGUUCCGAUGGCUCACCACGUCAACUCAACGCUCGUGUGUGCCAUCAGCGGCGACGUCAUGGACUCGAACAACGAGCCGAUGGCGUUCCCCAACGGCUCAGUGUACUCGAGCCGCUCACUGACCGAGAUGGCAAAGAACAACUUUGACGUUGUGACUUGCCCACGUACAGGAGAGACGUGCGCGUUCUCGCGCUUGCGCAAGGUGUACAUUUCCUAG